Molecule: messenger RNA, 3745 nt
Organism: Trichogramma pretiosum
Lineage: Eukaryota; Metazoa; Arthropoda; Insecta; Hymenoptera; Trichogrammatidae
Gene: Sap-r
Exons: 16
Coding region: 353-3661 (1102 amino acids)
Biological process (GO): sphingolipid metabolic process
Cellular component (GO): lysosome
Source: RefSeq, a predicted model, not a curated record
CACAACGAUCAGUCAUUCCAGUACUACAACUCUAAUAACUGACGACGCAUAAAAAGCAAGAGACGAAGCUGGAUCAUUUGUAGUGUCGCUACGCACACGCACGCUUGUUCUCGGCUCAGCCGAAUAACGCUUCAUUUCAAUUUUCAAAAGUCUUCGGACGUUCGUUUCCUUACUGCUCAAUUCCGACAAGUCAACGACGGUCUGAGGGGGCUACUGACGUUCUCUCCUUUUCACUUUACUAACGCAGUGUUUUGGUUUAAUAUCCGAGUGAUCUAAUAACUGCGUAGGUAUAGGACAUUGGAAAAGUUGCGAGGAACAACCCGAACGUUAACGUUCGCACACGUUCACCGCCAUGAAGGGGACCUUAUUUAUUUUUAUCAGCGCUCUUCUAGCUGUAACUACUGCUAGGGUAUUAAUCAAUAUUGAUGGUCAAGAUACACCACAUUUACUAGGAUCCAAAGCUUGUACAUGGGGACCAUCAUAUUGGUGCCAAAACCUAACAACUGCAGCUGGAUGCAAGGCUACAAAACACUGUAUACCCAAUGUUUGGGAAAAAAUGCAAGUUCCAGAUGAUCAAGAUAGUGUCUGCACAAUUUGUAAAGACAUGGUACAACAGGCACGUGAUCAAUUAGAAAGUAAUCAAACUCAAGAAGAUUUGAAAGCUGUAUUUGAAGGAAGUUGUGCCUUAAUAUAUAUUCAACCAAUUGUCAAAGAAUGUGAUAAAUUGGUGGAUCAGUUUAUUCCAGAAUUAGUAGAAACUCUGGCAUCUCAAAUGAAUCCUUCAGUGGUUUGCUCUGUUGCUGGACUUUGCAAUUCUGCUCAUAUCGAUAAACUUUUAGAAUCAUAUAAAAAGGAGUCCCCCCUUAAGCCCAAUGAUGUACUUAUUCCUAUUGGUCAUGAUGAAUAUACACCAGAUGAAUGCACAAAAUGUUAUACAAUUGCACAUCAUAUGGAGCACAAGUUUGGCCAGUCCUCGCGAGAUGAAGUUUUAGACAGGCUACUAAAUAUUUGUGGACAAUUCAGUUCUUUCUCUGAUGCUUGUUCAUCAAUUAUUUUGACUCAUUUUGAGACAAUUUUUUCUCAUCUUCAGAAAAACUUGAAUGCUAAUAAUGUUUGCCAUCUUUCUGGUCAAUGUUCUGGCAAAUUCCACAUCCAUGGAGAUGACAUUGAGAAGACUCCUGAUGUUGAGAUUCGACCUCUAUCUAGUGUAGGUAAUGUUGAUAUUGGUGAUGAUUUACCAUGCAAACUGUGUGAACAACUUGUUGUACAUUUGAGAGAUCUUUUGGUUGCUAAUACAACUGAAGCUGAAUUUGAGAAAGUUCUUGAAGGACUUUGUGGACAAACAAAAUCAUUUUCAUCUGAAUGCAAGGCAAUUGUAGAUGAAUACUAUCCUGUAAUUUAUUCAUAUCUGACGAAAAGUUUGAAUGGUAAUUUAAUUUGUCAAAUGGGUGGAAUCUGUCCAGCUCCUGCAAAAUCCAAUCAACCAUUAUGGCCUUUAUUACCAGAAAAUAAUGCCAGAAUAGCUUCAAGGAUUUUCAAGGAUACCCAAUCAAAUAUUGAAACACGAGAGACUGAAGAAUUACAGUUACCAUUGGAAAGAAUGUCUGUACCCUUAAGUUUUUCUGUAAUUGAUGAUACAUACUGUCCCAGUUGUGAGUUUGUCAUGAAUUUCAUAAAACAAAAUGUCAGAAAUCUCCAAGAUGCUGAGGAGGUGAGAGUUGUGCUAAAGGAAAUAAAAACAAAUUUACCUGCAAUUAAAAGUGGAUCUGAAGAUAACUUUUUAACUAAAUAUGAGGAAGCGAUUGCUGAACUCAUUCGGGAGAAAAAAAGUCUAUCAGAGAUUUGUUCGCUUGUUGCUGUAUGUCCUAGCAGUCAAAUGAUUGAAACAUGGAAACAAAUACCUGAAAAAUUAACAGAAAAAUCACAAGUUAAGGACAAACCUAGUUGUCCUCUUUGUUUGUUUGCAGUCACAAAGUUAUAUGAUAUGAUAAAAGAUGAAAAAACAGAGGAAAGCAUUGAAGCUGCUCUGGAUAAAGUUUGUCAUGAACUACCUAAAAGUUUAAGUAAUCAAUGCGUUGAUUUAGUAAAAAUUUACAGCAAAGAGUUAAUUCAACUACUACUCAGUGAUAUGUCACCCCAAGAAGUUUGCACUUCACUGAAAUUAUGUGAUCCACCAAAUGUAGUAAUCAAACCUAAAUUACCAUUUGGUGAAAGAGUUAUUGCAGUCCCAAAGAACGACUUGGAAGGAAAACAAAUGUGUGCAUUGUGUGAAUAUGUGCUGCAUUAUAUUCAAGAAGCUGUUACUGAUCCAAAAGCUGAGGAUGAUAUAAAAAAUGUUGUUGGUCGCGUAUGCAAGAAAUUACCAAAUUCUAUUCAAAGUGAAUGCAACCAAUUUGUGGAUACCUAUGGCGACGCGCUAGUAGCUAUUCUUGCUCAAGAAAUUGAUCCAGCUGAGGUUUGUCCAAUGAUUCAUUUAUGUCCAUCUCAACAAUUAUUGGAGUCAUGGAAACAGAUACCUAAAGAACAUGUUAUCGAACAUCCAAAAGAAGAUAAACCAAACUGUCCUCUUUGUCUUUUUGGCGUUACACAGCUGUACAACGUUAUUAAAGAUAACAAAACCGAGGAAUCUAUAGAAUCUGCUUUGGACAAAUUAUGUGUUCAUUUACCUAAUAGUUUGAUUGACCAAUGUGAAUCUAUGGUGAAAACUUAUAGUAAACAAAUCAUUGAAAUGAUUUUAGCAGAUUUGACGCCUCAAGAAGUUUGUGUUUAUCUUAAAUUAUGUGAUGAUAAUAAAGAGGAAGAGACUUUAAUCAGUUUCAUCCCAAUUGAUCAGAACGGUGAAAUAAUGUCAAAUGAAAUUCCCAUGGGACCCACGUAUGUAGUAAGUGUACCAGAUGAACCUGAAGUUUCUUCAAAUACAGAAUGUGUAGUUUGUGAAUUUGUUAUGCAAUAUCUUGAAAAAGCUAUGAAUUCCAAAAAAUCGAAAGAUGAAAUUGAACAAAUGUUCCAUGGUGUAUGUAAUCAUCUUCCAAGACACAUGUCGGAAAAGUGCAAUACCUUCGUCACCGAAUAUGCUGAAGUGGUUAUUGAACUUUUAACUCAAGAAGUUAGCCCUAAAGAAAUUUGUACGAUUAUUGAUCUGUGCAAAUCCGAUACAACAAAAUUAAAAGAAUCUGUUUCAGAAUGUGCUUUGUGUCAAAGCAUAAUCGCAAAUAUUGAAAAACUAUUAGUUAAUUCAAAGGCGAACGAAAAUAUUCACAAAAUCGUGACCUCAGUUUGCAAGUAUCUUCCAACUUCAGAACAAGAUAAAUGCAUGAUGUUCAUGAAGAAUUACGAUCAAACAAUCAUUGAUGCAAUAAAAACUCAUGGAAAUACACAAAAAAUCUGCAGUAACUUAUCAUUAUGCUCGUCAUAUGAUUUUUUAGUUAAACUAAGUAUUAGCAGCAGAGCAAAGCGACAAACUAAUGAUAAAAAUCUUGGAACGAAACCUUGUACUUGGGGAAUUUCUUAUUGGUGCGUUGAUGAUAAGACUGCUGAAGAAUGCAAGGCUACUGAACUUUGUAUAAAAAAGGGCCACCUAUCUGAUUCUGCUGCAGCUUCAUCCAAAUCUUCAACUGAAACUCACAAUAGUGAACCAACAAUGAAACAAACUUCAACUUAAAAUUUGGAGACAUUUUUCUUUUCAAAUUGAAAUGUUAUUAUUAAAAUCAUACACUUACUUUUUUUUAUUUUUGUUAAUGCGUCA